AUGGCGAUAAUUGAGCCUGAGAUGAUUAAUCAAAAUAUAAGAAGUGAUCAUUCUGAGUCAAGUCAUUUCUCAAAUUCCAAAGAAACUUACAAUGGUACUGUACGUGUUGCUGCGUCGUAUGAUAUGGGUUACAGUACAAAAAGAAGUGGAAGAACAUACGAUAGUAUGAAUGGAUAUGCAGCAUUCUUGGGUAGAGAAACUGGUAAAGCCAUAGAUUAUUUAACAACAAAUCGUGGUUGUAGAAUGUGUGCCCUAGGUCAUCCCAAAUCAGACCACGAUUGUAGGCUAAACUUCGUUGGAAGUGCAAAAGCUAUGGAACCUUUUGCUGCUGCAAGAAAUACCAAAGAAGUAGCUGAUGCUUUAAGAAAUAUUCCUGACCAUGCCUUUAACAACCAUGAUAAUUGUGGCCAUUGGUGUAGAUAUGUGAAGAAUCCUUUAACUUAUGACCAUAAAGUUAUUAAAGGAGGUUUCCAGAGCCCUGAUUUAUAUAAAGAUUUAAAACAUAUAUUCGGGAAAUUAGCAGAUAACGCGGAUCGGUUUGCUGCUGGUGCAUCUAGCCAAGCAAACGAAAGUCUGAAUGCUACUAUGACAAGCCAUUACCCUAAGUCUCGAUGCUACUCUCAGACGGCUUCUGGAGAUUUUCGGUUUGCCUGCGCUAUUGGUGAGAAAAAUCUCGGAGAAAGAUACCUUCAAGAAGCUGCAACGCAAAUACUUUUAUCUCCUGGCUUUCACACAACUAAAUACGUGGACAGGAAAGAAAAAGAAGCAAAAAGACGAUAUUUAAGAACAAAACGUCCAGAGUUUAAAAAAAGGCGUUUGUUUUUAAAAGAACAGCGUACUAAUCUGCGCAAGAAGAAAGAAGAUAUGGAAGGUAUCCAGUAUGAAUCUAAUAUGGGAUUACUUUCAACAAAUGUUGCCCACGACUCUAUUCUCAUUACAGAGGGUAUAAAUGAAGAGAUCAAUGAAGCUGAUGAUAAUGGAACACAAGUUUCAGAACCUAUUGCAGUAUUUUUUGAUUUGGAAACAUCAAGCUUUUCAAAACAAUCUGAUAUUCUUCAAAUUGCGGCUCAAUACAAUAAAUCCAAAUUUUCAGUUUAUGUCAACCCUACUCAAAAAAUUGCUGCACAAGCAUCUGAGGCAAAUGGUUUAACAAAUGUUAGAGGUGAAUUGAUGCUCAAUGGUACUAGAGUACCAUCAAUUCCACUGAGAUUAGCUUUGGAUGCUUUUCGUAACUUUCUGACGAAACUGAAGCAUCCGGUGGUUUUAGUUGCUCACAACUGCAAAUUUGAUGCUCCUAUUCUUAUUAAUUCUGUUAAAAAAAUGACUAUGACGGAUGACUUUGGGUCUGUGGUUGUAGGUUUUGCAGAUACACUGCCUCUUAUUAAAUCAGUAACAAAUUGUAAAGGAAAAGGAGAGUGUACUCUAACAGGUCUGGCUUCAUGGCUACAAAUUUCUGCGGAUGGUGCGCAUAAUGCUGUAUACGAUGUUUUAAUGCUGGUGCAAAUUAUUGAGAAUCUUCAAAUCACAACAAAGCAAUUAAUGGAUCGCAGUAUAACUUGGAGUGAUACAAUUGCGAGUAUUCGUAAUGCCGAAAAAUCAGCUACACUGUUAAAAACACUCGACAAAUUAGGAACUUGCAUAUCUACUGGCAUGAAAAAAAAAAUUGCUGAUGCUGAUAUUACCUAUGAAGAUUUAAUCAACACUUUUCGUGAUGAUGGGGAUGCAGGAAUAAAAAAAUUAUUAGGAAAAGAUGAAAAUGACAAAGUUCGUGUUACUAAAACUAAAACAAUUAUUGAAAAUUUGUUAAAUCAUUUAAGAACCAAAGGUUUAUAA
This is a messenger RNA of Neodiprion virginianus, 1833 nucleotides long. RefSeq lists its product as uncharacterized. Gene Ontology annotation, molecular function: 3'-5'-DNA exonuclease activity; nucleic acid binding. Lineage: Eukaryota; Metazoa; Arthropoda; Insecta; Hymenoptera; Diprionidae. The record is from RefSeq and is a predicted model, not a curated record. The transcript is spliced from 2 exons. Bases 1 to 1833 code for a protein of 610 amino acids. Gene Ontology annotation, biological process: DNA catabolic process. Gene Ontology annotation, cellular component: cytoplasm.